AUGGCUCUUCGACGGCUCGAAGAUCCCGCGGACGCGGAGCUGAACUUCAACAAGUAUGGAUUCAUCGACGAGACUGAACAGCAAGAGCGCCUGCAUGAAUGCAUCACUUACUGCGUCGAUCGUGUCAACCAUUCCACAAUUUGCAACAGAGUGAAGCGAUUUGGAGCUGCUACCGACUGGAUUUGGUGUUUUGUGUGGCUCUCCCAGGAGCAUCACUCCGCCGCAGCCAACAAUUCAGUCAUCAACUUCCUCGGCGUGAGUCGCCGGAACCUGCCGAUUCGGGGCAUAGAAGAAUUUGUACAAGACGAACUGGAUCAUCUUCACCUACGACCAUACAACAUGGAUGAAGUGUUUGACAUUGAACCUAUUGGCUAUUCCACGAUAUUCCCGCACCGGUAUCGAGAGCGCCGACCCCGACAACUUCUGCAAGACACCGAUCUGGCCAAUCUGCGAGCUCUGCUUGUUGCUAAUCCAGAUAGGGCGACAGCCAUCAUGCGUUACUUUUGUGAUGACUGUGUUACCUUCAGGCGACAUCUCGCGCAGGCCAGGCCACAACGCAACCGCUGCGGCAUUUACCGAUGCCUGAUGGAGGACGUGAAAGGUGACAAUUGGUAUCAGGUUCACCUUUACUGGGUCGAAUCGCAUGGCAUGACAUUGGACUAG
Messenger RNA from Colletotrichum graminicola M1.001, 663 nucleotides. RefSeq lists its product as uncharacterized. The record is from RefSeq and is a predicted model, not a curated record. Lineage: Eukaryota; Fungi; Ascomycota; Sordariomycetes; Glomerellales; Glomerellaceae. The transcript has 2 exons. The coding region runs from base 1 to 663 and encodes 220 amino acids.